Molecule: messenger RNA, 1517 nt
Organism: Saprolegnia parasitica CBS 223.65
Lineage: Eukaryota; Oomycota; Saprolegniomycetes; Saprolegniales; Saprolegniaceae
Exons: 1
Coding region: 19-1482 (487 amino acids)
Molecular function (GO): nucleic acid binding; RNA helicase activity; ATP binding
Source: RefSeq, a predicted model, not a curated record
CCUCGCCGCAGCAGCAACAUGAGCGUUCUCUUUGGGGCGAAGCGCAAGCGCAAGGCCGUCGAGCCGGCCGUGGCCGCAGCGACCGACGACGCGCUCGUACCAGCGACGGCCAAGGUCACGCCCUCGAUCCUCACGACGUUCAGCGACCUCGGCCUCGACCCAUGGCUCGUGACCAAGUGCACGCUCCUCGGCUUGCACAAGCCGACGCCGGUCCAAGUCAACUGCAUUCCCGAGAUCCUCGCCGGCCGCGACGUCCUUGGCUGCGCGCAGACGGGUAGCGGUAAGACGGCGGCCUUCGCGCUGCCCAUUCUGCACACGCUCGGGAAGGAGAUGUACGGCCCGUUCGCGCUCGUCUUGACGCCGACGCGCGAGCUGGCAUUCCAGAUUGGCGAGCAGUUCCAGGCGCUUGGCAGUGGCAUCUCGCUGCGGUCGUGCGUUGUCGUCGGUGGCGUCGACAUGAUGACGCAGGCCCUUGCGUUGCAGGAGCGUCCGCACGUCAUCGUCGCGACGCCCGGCCGCCUCCACGACCACAUGCUCCGUCCCAACCCGCCCAACUUGAAGCUUAUCAAGUACCUCGUCCUCGAUGAAGCCGACCGGCUCUUGAGCUCGACCUUCUCCAAGGACCUUGCGUUUCUUCUCGACCGCAUGGGCUCGUCGUCGCGGCAAACGCUGCUCUUCUCGGCGACGAUGACGGCCGACCUCAAGGACUUGGAGGCCGUCGCGCUCACGAAUCCGUUCCGGUUUGACGCGACGCCGUCGGCGACGACCGUGAGCCAGCUCAAGCAGUCGUACCUUUUUGUGCCGGCGCAGAUCAAGACAACGUACCUCAUGUACCUCAUGUCCAAGCUCGUCGACGACUCGGUGCCCGACGAACCCGCGACGAAGAAGAGCUUCAAGGGCAAGAAGCACCUGCCCAUUGCGAUCCCGGACGCGCCGACAGACAAGACCGAGUCCAUGGUGGUGUUUGUCGCGACCUGCAAGUCGUGCCAGCUCGUGGCCGAGAUCGCGCUCGAGCUCGAGCUGCCGUGCGUCGUGCUGCACUCGAUGAUGGGCCAGUCGCGGCGCCUCGCGGCCCUCGGCAAGUUCAAGUCGGGGCUUGCCCGCGUCCUCAUUUGCACGGACGUCGCGUCGCGUGGUCUCGACAUCCCCGAGGUGACGCACGUCAUCAACUUUGAUUUGCCCCGCGACGCCGACGACUACAUCCACCGCGUCGGUCGUACGGCCCGCGCGGGUCGGAAGGGUACUUCGAUCUCGAUCGUGACGCAGCACGACAUUGAGCUCCUCCAGAACAUCGAAAAGGUCAUUGAGAAGCCGCUCGACAACUACGAGGAGCACGCGCCCGAGACCGAGGUGCUCAAGAUGCUCAACGACGUCACGACCGCGACGCGCGUCGCCAAGAUGAAGAUGACCGAACACGGCUUUGACGACAAGGUCAAGCAGCGCCAGCAGCAACGCAAAAAGCAGAUCAAGAAAUCCACAUAAAUGAAAACGACGAGCGCAUCAUAGAUAGACAAACC